CUAAUUGACGAGAUUUGUAUCUGGAAGAGAUUUAUGUAAAUGCUUCUCGUUAAUGCUUCCACAAUCUUACGAAUGCCCCAAAGUGAGCUAUGAAGAAGAUGCUUGCAAAGACGAAGAAUUCAAAAAAGUAUACUUGCAAAGAUGAAGAAUUCAAAAAGCCGGUAUGUUUGACGAGGCUGCAAGACAUACGAAACUGAUGAAAGCAAAAAGUCUAAAGGCAGUUGGCAAGAUUGAAGAAGAUCAUAUUAUUAGCACUCUGGAACAGUACAAUGACACUCCAAUCAAGGCCUGACGGCCAAAAAAAAAAUAAAUAAAGAAAUAAAUAAAUCAAAGCCUACAGGCUAGAGGUUGUUUGGUUCUGGGAAAAGUGUCCAUCCUUUUACAGAAUGUCUUUGCAAGACCUAGAAGUAUCUCCUCUACUAGUAUGCAGGGACCUGAGAUUCCAAGGUGUAGUCCUUUUAAGUUAUAUCUGUACAGGAUUAUGUUAAUAAUUCUGAGUUUUGGGUAGCAUCAAAGAAUAAAUGUGGCUUCCUGGA
Molecule: messenger RNA, 536 nt
Organism: Rubroshorea leprosula
Lineage: Eukaryota; Viridiplantae; Streptophyta; Magnoliopsida; Malvales; Dipterocarpaceae
Source: the annotation of a GenBank genome assembly